Molecule: messenger RNA, 1267 nt
Organism: Fundulus heteroclitus (mummichog)
Lineage: Eukaryota; Metazoa; Chordata; Actinopteri; Cyprinodontiformes; Fundulidae
Gene: tmem244
Product: transmembrane protein 244
Exons: 6
Coding region: 197-721 (174 amino acids)
Source: RefSeq, a predicted model, not a curated record
CCCCGCCUAAUUGUGGGUUAUGAGUAUUUGUGCACACCUGCAUUAUGUGGCUUAUCCCAUGUGGGAUUUACUCCAACCUCUUAGCAGUAAUCUCAUUUCAUCCAAUCCAGCCCUCCUUGCUUCCCUGCAACAUGCUCUCAGCGACUCAUAAGAACACAUGUAGGCUGCUUUCUCUCAUUUAGAUCGGCAACCAUUCAUGUUGUUGGACUACUGCUGUCGUUGCUGUGGAUUCACGCUCAUAAAACGCCAUGGACCCUUCUCACUCAAGACUACGCCCAGUGACACCUGGGUUGUUCUGCAGAAUCUGCUGAUGUGCAUGGUGUGCUUCUACUCUCUCUACUACAUCGUGGUCAGUCUUUGCAUUGGAGUCUUCAGAGUUCACGAGAUCAAUAGCUUGUUAACUCCUUUCGACUAUACAACACAACCAUCAUGGCAGAACCCCAAAUACUUGGUUGGGGUCAUUUCCACAGAAGUGACUUAUGUUUUGGGAGGGCUGGUGUUCGCUUGGAUUGUGGAGGAGUGGGUCUGGGAUUACGCCAUAACUGUCACGCUGCUGCACGUCGGGAUGACUGUGGCAGUGAUGUCAGAUUUCCCUUCAGCCGAGCACUGGUGGAUCGCUCUGGGUUCAGGCCUGGUCAUGAUGAUAUUCGGAGGACAGCUCCUGGCCUACAAACUCUUCAGGAACAACUUUGUCUAUCCUGCUGAACUACAGAACUUCUAAUAAAAACAAGGAAAGCUUUUAACUGGCUUAUUGGGGUAAUCCCAGCUUGGAAGUGUGCCAGUCAGUUCGCUUUGCGUUUCGCUGUUUAAUUUAUGUUUAUAAUGGUGUGAGGAACUAAAGCCUGUCAGUUAAGGACACAAAAGAUAACGUAUAUGUAUAUUGUUUGUAUACUUGAUAACACGGAUUAGCAAUUAGGUUGUUCUAAACUGGCUUCACUUUGCCUAUUGAACAACACUUUUUUGAUUGCGUGUGUGUGCGUGUUUGUAUCAACAUCUUUGAAAAAGCCAACUUGAAGAGAACCAGGUAAUAUUUUAUAGUGGGAACAUUUGUACAAUAAAAACACUGCAGACUAUUAUGUGCUCUUUCAUGUCUCUGAUUUCAUUGUAUUAAGGAACGUAUCUUAUAACACACUCGUCUUUUGCAAUAAAACGUCAAGUGUUUGUAAAGAAUGUGGAAGCUUUUACGGCAACCAGUGUGAAUCUUUUAUAGUUUAAUUUGUGCUUACAAAGAGCGGCUCCAGCAGUUCUGUGAAAAGUCUAUCAUUGA